Messenger RNA from Psilocybe cubensis, 1230 nucleotides. RefSeq lists its product as uncharacterized. Bases 1 to 1230 code for a protein of 409 amino acids. The record is from RefSeq and is a predicted model, not a curated record. NCBI's taxonomy places the organism in Eukaryota, Fungi, Basidiomycota, Agaricomycetes, Agaricales, Agrocybaceae. Gene Ontology annotation, biological process: protein import into peroxisome matrix, docking. Gene Ontology annotation, cellular component: peroxisome; peroxisomal membrane; peroxisomal importomer complex. The transcript has a single exon. Gene Ontology annotation, molecular function: protein binding.
AUGGUAUCUCCACCAAAACCCUGGGAGAGAGGUGGGGCAGCGACUGCGACUAGUUCUGCUUUGCCAACUACAUCAUCAGCAACGACAGCGACAACAACAACGGCUAGCAACGCGGCCACAGCAUCGUCGUCUCAGCCAACUGUACCCGAACGGCCUGCGGCAUUCGGGAGCACCACAUCGACAGCGUUGACCUCUCCUUAUUCUUCUUCUCCAUAUUCGAGACUAGGAGCAGGAACUUAUGGUGGAGGAUAUGGAGGACUCGGAUCCUAUGGCGGAUUGGGAUCGACUUACGGUGGAUAUGGAGGACUAGGCAGCUAUGGUGGGCUAGGGUCUUACGGUGGUGGAUACGGCGGCAUUGGGUCUUAUGGCGGACUAGGGUCAUAUGGCGGCUACGGAGGCUAUGGUAUGGGCGGUAUGGGUGGCUACGGUAUGGGCAUGGGCGUAGGCCCGAACGGAGUACCUCUGAACCCCGAUGGCACACCAUCGCUCACACAGACAUUGGAGUCAACAACGCAACAUACGUUCGCACUACUCCAUUCAAUUGUGCAGACCUUUACAGGUGUCGCACAGAUGCUCGAGUCGACGUUCAUGGCCACACACUCAUCUUUCUUCGCCAUGGUAGGUGUCGCAGAGCAAUUCGGCCAGCUACGGAAUGCGCUAGGGAGUGUUUUGGGACUAUUUGGCUUGCUGAGGUGGAUGAGGGAGCUUAUUACCGGCCGACCACAAGGUGGGGCUGGUAACCUGAACCACGAAUUCAGGGAGUUCAUCAACGGCCGACCUGUCCAGGGCCCCAUGGGCCCACCACCUCCAAAAGCGAGCAAGAAGCCUCUCAUCUUCUUCCUUCUCGCUAUCUUCGGUGUACCAUACGCCAUGUCGAAACUUAUCCAUAUCCUCAAAGAGCGUGCGCAAGCUCAGGCAGCUGCCAACGGUGGCCUACUUCCCGGCCAGCAGCUUCCUCCCCUUGAUCCAUCAUCCCUUACAUUCGCAAGGGCUCUGUACCCAUUCAACCCAUCCAACCCCGCUGAACUCGCUUUGAAAGAGAACGAGAUCGUAGCGAUCACUGGCAAGCUUGAUCCACGCACAGGAGCUGAAAUUGACCCACGGAUAGAGGUAGAGGGCGGCCAGUGGUGGAAAGGCCGAACGAGAGAAGGGCGCGAAGGAUGGUUCCCGAAGAACUGGGUGGAGGUGCUAGAACGAAAAAAGACUGAAGAACCAAAGAAGGUCGAUUAA